AAUGUGGGAAUCUGUUCUUCAUGUAUUAGAGAAUGUUCAUGAUGAUGCAGAAAAUCUUACACAGAGAACCACAGCUGGUGGCUUGAUUACUCAGAUGGAGAGCUUUGAGUUUGUUCUCAUAUUGCAUCUUAUGAUCAGAUUAUUGGGCAAGACUAAUGAUUUGUCACAUUGUUUGCAAAAGAAAGAUCAAAACAUUGUUCGUGCUGUGAGUUUGAUUGGCGUAACAUUGGAAAAUCUUCAAGGUAUCCGAGAAAAUGGUUGGGAUGAACUCUUCAAUGAGACAAAUGACUUUUGUGUCAAAUAUAAAAUUGUAGUACCAAACAUGGAUGAUACAAUACCCGCUCGAGGUCGCUCCAGGGGUCGUGGAAGUACAAUGGUAACUUACUAUCACCGCUUUAGAUAUGAAAUAUUCAAUGCUGUCCAUGACCAAAUUAUUGUUGAGUUGAAUAACCGCUUUGCUGAAAAGUCAACUCAGUUGUUGAGGUGCAUCGCUUGCCUUGAUCCAAAGAACUCAUUUGCUAACUUUGAUGAAGACAAACUUGUUGAACUUGCUGCGAUGUAUGCUGAUGACUUCUCCAUAUAUGAGAUCUCUUUUGUUCUUACAAACCAACUUGAGACAUUCAUUGCUGAUGUGAGAGGUGAUCCGGAUUUUUUGAGUUGUCAUGACUUUGGUAAUCUUGCUGUGAAGAUGGUUCAAACUGAUAGACACACUGCUUUUCCUUUGGUGUAUCGUCUUAUUGAGUUGGCAUUGAUUUUGCCCGUUGCAACGGCAUCAGUAGAGAGAGCUUUCUCGGCUAUGAACAUUAUCAAGACCGAGUUGAGGAAUAAAAUGGGUGAUGAUUGGAUGAAUUAUAACAUGAUAUGCUAUAUUGAACGAGACGUAUUUCACUCUAUCAAUGAUGAUGAUAUCUUAUAUCGUUUCCAAGGUUAUAGCUCACGGAGAGGAAUUUUACCUCGUCGUUUCGGUAUUGGUUCCUCUUCUAGUGCUGAUGAGGUUGUUGACAAAGUCAUGGGAGGCACGGACGCACAGAACUAG
Lolium perenne is the source of this 1036-nucleotide messenger RNA. RefSeq lists its product as uncharacterized. The record is from RefSeq and is a predicted model, not a curated record. Gene Ontology annotation, molecular function: protein dimerization activity. Lineage: Eukaryota; Viridiplantae; Streptophyta; Magnoliopsida; Poales; Poaceae.